Molecule: messenger RNA, 660 nt
Organism: Carya illinoinensis
Lineage: Eukaryota; Viridiplantae; Streptophyta; Magnoliopsida; Fagales; Juglandaceae
Exons: 2
Coding region: 1-660 (219 amino acids)
Source: RefSeq, a predicted model, not a curated record
AUGUCUAUUGGGAGUGAGAAUCGACUACUUGCACAAGAAGUAGCUGCUCUAGAAAUGGGUCUAGAUCUCGGUGUCGGUGACAGGAUUGUGGCACUUGGAUUCCCUUCUAACCUUCCAUUAGGUGACAACUUCCCAAAAUGGGAAAAAGCCAUGACCCGUGCACUCCAUGCCAAGAACAAACUUAGUUUUGUUGAUGGCUCUCUCCCCACCCCUGAUCCUAGUUCUCCCGAAUACAACCAAUGGAAUCAAACCAAAGACAUGGUUCUUACCUGGAUUUUAAACUCCAUCAGCCCAUCUCUAGCCAAUUCACUUGAAUAUCACACAAACCCACGUGAUGUUUGGGUUGACCUCCAAUCUCGUUUCAGCCACGGCAAUAACGCUCGCCUCUAUCAUCUCAAGCGUGCCCUUUCCUCCCUGCACCAAAAUACCAACUCCAUUCAUGACUAUUACAACCAAAUCAAACAGAUAUGGGAUGAAUUAAGCCAUCUUCAAGACACCACUAACCUCAAGGAUAUGCAAAAACAAGCCGAUGAUGAGCGUGUCUUUCAGUUCCUCCUUGGCCUAAACGACUCCUUUGCCCAACUCAGAACCCAAAUCCUUGCUAUGGACCCCCUUCCUUCAAUCACCAAAGUUUUUUCUAUUUUAUUUCAGGAAGAGUAG